CUGGCAGUACUACUGAGACAGUUCUAUGGCGAGGUACGGAAAGAUGAUGGCACUCCAUAUGCUAAAGGGAGUUAUGGAGGUCUGAGAGCAGCCAUUCAUCGCCACCUCACCGGACCCCCCUACAACUGCAAGUACAACAUUUUGAAAAACAAGGAGUUCCAAGCUGCCAAUAACGUGUAUUACGGUGUGAUCAGGCAGCUUAAGAGAGAUGGACUGGACGCUCGCAAGAGCUAUCCACCCAUCCUAGCGUCUGACAUCACUAAAAUGUUCGAGACCAAAACGUUGGGUGUCGAUAAUCCGGUGGCCCUCCAACGACUGGUGUUCUUCUACGUCUCUUUUUACUUAUGCCAAAAAGGGAAGGGAAAUCUGAGGGACUUGAAGGUUGGUGACUUUGUCCUCAACACCGAAGGAGGAAGGAAGUACUAUACCCUUAAGUACUACGAACACCAGAAGAACCACCCUGAUCGUCUACCUGAAAAUCAACCAUCACCAAGAUUGUAUGAAUCUCCCAACGACACGCGCCCCUGCCCAGUCCAGGCGUUUGAGCUGUACUGUAGUAAGCUGCACAACAGAUGUCCGUACCUCUUCCAAAGGCCGAGUCCGCAGUGGGAGCCAGGUUGCCAUACUUCCGAGUGGUACUACUGUGAACCUGUCGGCCACAACAAGCUCGCCACGAUGAUGCGAGACAUUUCCAAAGCUGCGGGGUUGAGCAAACCUUACACUAACCACAGCGUCACCGUUACUGCUAUAAAGGCCCUGGACAAGGCUGGGUUUGAAUCAAGGGUUAUAAUGAGCCUAUCCGGGCACAGGGCUGAAGCGUCAGUCCAUAGGUGGAAGCAGGGUUCUAGAGAGCGGCCGAGAGAGGCAUGUUCGGAUGCGUUAGGAGCAGCGCUCGGUCUACUAGGCUCUUCUGUCAAAACGGAUGACUGAAUAGGGAUGCAAGAAAUUUUCGGACUCCAACAAUGCACCACCAGUCAACAUCAUCCAGGUACAUGUGUGCUGGCAAGAGAGAAGUCUUCCAACAGUCAACAGUCUAUGGGACAUGAUGAUACAGACACACAUAGCCCAGCGGAAUGGAAUACAGGUUGACAGAGAUACCGUAACAUUUACUUCUGCCCCAGCAAAAGGGAAUACUUUGUUCCGUCUACAUAAAGAGAGUACAUAAAAGUUACAGUUUUGUAAAUUUGUGCAAAAUUACAAGAAAAUGUGGUACAGUGUCAAUGUCAGUUUUGAGGUUUAACAUUGUCACAUUAUAUCACAUAAAUAUGACAGAUAACAGUCAUGGCACAUUUCCGAGCGGUAACACAGAAAUUUAGCUUUGCGAAAAAACAUUGUUCAUUUAUUUAUUUAUUUGUUCGGCUGUAUUUCUCCUAAAUGGUUUGGAGUAAUCACAUUUUGAAAUGUGAAAACAUGUUAGUUAUAACAUUAUCUAAAGUAACAUAAAUCUCACUAUAAUAUGAAAAUAUGUGGCUGUACACAAACAUGUUCCCAAACGAAGAUGUGAAAUAAUGUUUAA
Messenger RNA from Branchiostoma floridae (Florida lancelet), 1516 nucleotides. RefSeq lists its product as uncharacterized. Bases 265 to 930 code for a protein of 221 amino acids. Gene Ontology annotation, biological process: DNA recombination; DNA integration. NCBI's taxonomy places the organism in Eukaryota, Metazoa, Chordata, Leptocardii, Amphioxiformes, Branchiostomatidae. The transcript has a single exon. Gene Ontology annotation, molecular function: DNA binding. The record is from RefSeq and is a predicted model, not a curated record.